AAGUUGCGUGCCGUUUUCAGAACUUUUUCUUUUCAGACCAAAUGGGCUGGAUUACGGUCAAUACGUGUACAAGGUGCCACAAGGCCGCAUCGGACCUUACCUCGUUGGAAUGAUUUCCGGCUACAUCGUGCAUACAAGGCGUGGCCAGAUCGUCAUGAAGAAACGCUAUGCGUGCGCAGGCUGGAGCGCGUGCGCCUUGCUGAUGCUGGGCGUGCUUCUCGCCAUGUGGCCGGUGCAGGCCAACGGAGGCGAGUUGCCCUUGUACGCCUCAGCUCUGUACAGCGCCUUCUCGCGCUCCAUCUGGGCCGCGUGCAUCGCCUGGAUUUUAGUCUGCUGCCUCGAAGGCUACGGAGGUCCGGUCAACGCCCUACUGUCGUGCAAGUCUCUGGUACCUCUCAGCCGGCUGACCUUUGCCGCCUAUAUCGUCCAUAUGGUGCCCAUCAUGGUUUUCAUCGAGUCGCAGCAGCACAGUUUCGACUUCUCCAUUUACCUCGUGUACGCCUUCUACUUUGGAAACCUGGCUCUCACUUACCUUCUGGCCCUGGUCGUGUGCCUGCUGUUUGAAGCACCUAUUUUCAGCAUUGAGAAAAUCCUGCUGGCUGGAAGGAUGUGAAGCGAUAGAACUGUCUCACUGCAGUUCACUGCUGCUUUUUUUUUUUUUCUUGGAGUGGGUGGGGGGGGGGACGAGAGAAGUGUGUGACACUCGCGCCGCCUUUACGCACGUCUCGGCGACCCAUUGGUGUCGACUGCAGUCACUAGAAAAUUAUCGUCCGCACGUGUGUCUUAGACAUAAUGUGUUCCACGCUGUUUGUGAAGGGCUGACAUACCCCUGCAGAGACCCGUAGCGUAGUGCACCUCGUCGCACAAAAUGCAGUCGGACUUAUCGAAAAGUAUCAACCGAUACGGGAUGAUAUAAAAGCGCACGAAACAAACACCGCCGUUUCCUUUUUUUGCUCAAUGUGUCUGUCUGCUGCUUCAGCGUUUGCGCCCGCUGACAUUGUUCGAAAGUAAUCGUUAGCACUAAAGUAUCCUUGGAUGUUGAAUGUUUAUUUAUUACUGCCGGGAGGGGCGCGUGUGUCAGAACGAAACGCUACAAAAUGUAUAUAGCUCAGAAGCCUUCUAGGCCCGCCAAAAUAAAUGCGCCAAAUGGCAGUACAGCACCAAUUGUUUCAGUGCUCACAUUCCUAGUAGAAUAUAAAGCAUGAGAGAGCCACUUUUGUUUUUAUGCAUCACAGAAGGAAGUCAUAAAACGGCACCGUAUAUAAAAAGACGAAAAUAAAUAACGCGACAGUUCAUCCUGGCAAGAAAGAGAAAUAAUUGCCUCACUCGAUGUUAACUGUUGCCGAUUGUUGUAGCUAAAAGGCAAUUAAUAUAAAACUACUGAGUUCUAUUGCUAGUACUAAGGAAAUAUCAGUAUACAACAUCAUGUUUCGAACACAAGAAGUUAUACUAAUAUCUCAAGAAACUCUGAAGUUCCU
Messenger RNA from Dermacentor andersoni, 1478 nucleotides. RefSeq names its product O-acyltransferase like protein-like. NCBI's taxonomy places the organism in Eukaryota, Metazoa, Arthropoda, Arachnida, Ixodida, Ixodidae. The record is from RefSeq and is a predicted model, not a curated record.